This is a messenger RNA of Girardinichthys multiradiatus, 7510 nucleotides long. RefSeq names its product prostate transmembrane protein, androgen induced 1 (gene pmepa1). Gene Ontology annotation, cellular component: early endosome membrane; Golgi membrane. Lineage: Eukaryota; Metazoa; Chordata; Actinopteri; Cyprinodontiformes; Goodeidae. Gene Ontology annotation, molecular function: R-SMAD binding. The record is from RefSeq and is a predicted model, not a curated record. The transcript is spliced from 5 exons. Gene Ontology annotation, biological process: negative regulation of transforming growth factor beta receptor signaling pathway. The coding region runs from base 423 to 1379 and encodes 318 amino acids.
CCCUCGGCGGUUUAGUGGCCGGUCGCUCGGCGGAAUACACGGAUGCGCUGAUUCACUUCCAGCGGACAAUGAAACUAACUGAAGUAGAUUUGAACAACGUUAAACGGCGGGUCUGACACUUGCACGGCCCACCGAAAGACUGACAAAUACACUGAUAAAUCGAUAGAAGGGCAGUUAGAUUUAGGAGGAAGAGGAGGAGAAACCAGAGAGGGAAGGAGGAGAGAACCGAGGCGAAGAGAGGACGGACAGACCGAGAGGAAGGAGAGGAGAGGAGGCUGGAGAGAGUGCAGAGAGAAAAGGAGGAUUUCCAGGGGGGUCAUUUUGUCUUAUUUUCGGUCUCCUCUCCUUUCGACCGUCUCCACCCCCUGCUCUUAAUUUCUUCCUCUUUUGGAGCAUUUAUGUCUGCUUUUAGGAGGCGUUAGAUGUUAAACUUGAUGGGUGUUUUAAACGCAACCGCCCCCAAUGUCUCCUGUACUUGUAACUGUAAGCCCUACACCUCCAUCCAGAACAUGGAAAUCACCCAGCUGGAGUUCGUCCAGAUCUUGGUGAUCGUGGUGUUCAUGAUGGUCAUGGUGGUGGUCAUCACAUGUCUGCUUAACCACUACCGCCUAUCAGCGCGUUCCAUUCUCUCCAGGCACUCCCCCGCCCGCAGGAGGCACCUGCCGCUGGCCAACGAGGGAAGUAUGUGGACCUCUGAGAGCAAUGGGACGAGCAACGGCCUGAAUGAGCACCAGGUGUAUAACCCACGUCCUCCAGACAGAGGAGUCAUGUCCUACAUGCAGCGAGACCCGCAGAACAACCAGCCUCAGCCCCUGCUUCAAUCACAGCGCUUCCAGCACACGUACGCCCCGAGUCGCUUCCAGCCGACAUACCCCUACCUGCCCCAGAGCCUCAUUGACCUUCCCCCCACAAUCUCCCUCUCAGACGGUGAGGAACCACCUCCAUAUCAGGGUCCGUGCACUCUGCAGCUCAGAGACCCCGAGCAACAGAUGGAGCUGAACCGCGAGUCAGUUCGACCUCCACCCAACCGAACAGUGUUUGACUCCCACGGCCUGGACCCAUCCAACUCCUGCCUGCAAGCCAGGCUGCAGGCGCCUCCCCCAAGUGUCCAUUCAGGUAUCAGUGUGUUGGAGGCCCAAGAGACCUUGUCCCGGCAGCAGAAACAGAACUCUCAAGUCGAAGGGACUCCCCCAACCUACAGUGAGGCUAUCGGGCACUUUUACCACCCAGCGACUCUGACCUCCAACCAGACCCAUCAGACUGUAUCGACUGCGCCGUCCUCUCUCAUACAUGGUUUACUCAGACCUCUGCCUAAACAGCAAGGAAGUGUGGAAAACAGGAACACAAAGGAGAAACCCCAGAAGCCACAACAGGUGUGACUGGGCUGAUUUCUCUUCAUUCCAGCUAAAAAAAACCCUAAAUGCCAUGAGCUCACCAUUUGGGUAAUCAUAAGUGAACAAUGAGGAAUGAUGACAUGAACGUUAACAUCCAAUGCGAAUGGUAAAAGGCUGAUGUGUGGUUAAACUCUGAGAAGCAGCAUUGCACAUGGGCUUCCCAUUGGGUGAGAACAUCUGGAAACCACAGAGCACAGAUACAAGAGAACGUCUGGUUCUCCGUGUUUCCCACUUCGUAUAUGAUGAGCACUUCAAAUGAUCGUGGGAUGUUAGAGAAGUAUGGCAUGAAGUGGAAAAGAUGAAGGUGGAUACAAGCCUCCUUAAAUUCCUCAUCUCUCCAGUAUCUGACUGAUUUAAAAAAGUCUUUGUUAUAAAUAUUUACUUGUUCUGUUUGUUUCUGUAGAACGUAUCAUUUCCAAGCCUGCAAAACACUUCAAUCGUCUUGGUUCUUGCAGGAUUUGUUUUAUUUUCUUGUGAUAAUCCUCUGUUGCUGCUUUGAGUGCUCGCUUUUUCCAUCUUCAAAGUUUGCAGCAGCUCCUGUACCGAGCUUUGGCUUUACCAAUAGGGCAUGAAACCACAUUUUACUAUAUCUCCAGUGUAGAUUUAGUUAGCGUAAUCAUAAACUAGCUCAGCAGGUGUAGCACAGUGCUAAACGUCCUAACGCUAGAAGUUCUGCCUUACAAUGACCAACUCCUGCAGGAGAUCUCACAGAUCCUUCUUUCAAUUGGAUGUCUUCUGAAGAGGGUUUGCACAAAGUUCAACUGUUGACUGCAGAAGAAAAAUCUGCACUGUGAUUGAUAGGAGAGAAGGUUGAGAAAGUAGGCGUAUCUUUUUAAAACAUAAUGCAUUCUUUGAUUUUUGUUGUUUAGUUUUAGAAAAAGAGAUGUGAGAAACACGUCCGGGUGCCAACAUUCACCUUGAACAUUUUGAAACGUACAUGUUGACAUGUAUAUUCGUUACAUAUGGAUUAUAUAUAACACAUGUAUGCAAAACGAGAGUGGAAAAGCACGAAUUUAGAGUUAUUUAUAUAAUUGCUGAAAAUAAUUGCACUAUUUUUUUAGUAUGCGCAGAUGGAACAUUUGAGUGGGACUCUUAUUGUGAAGGAGCUGUGUCUUUUGGGGUUUAAAAAGAGAACAGAAAUGACUUACCAGAGUGUGUGAGCACCACAGUGCACAGCAGCUACUUUCAUUUGAUGGGAAGAUUCUGACUUUGGACGGAUUUAAAGGACUCAGACAAUCCAUUUCUGUACCAUAGAUUAAAGAAGAAAAGCUCCAGUUUAUGCAAACGUCUGAGUCUGGCGAGCCAACCAAAAGUCAGCAGCCCACCCGUGGGUCCAAUCAGAAACCCCGUAAAUCUCUCUCUCUCUCAUCCCUGUCGGCCGAAUCAUUAGCAAACCCAAAGCUGGCUGCUACUACCUCGACCAAACAAGUGAAGCACAUCCGUUUCCUCAACUUAAUCAGACUGUGACAUUUAACAUCUGAGCUAAUCAAGACGAUGUGUAACAGUAGAAAGGAGUAGAGUAUUAAGUUGUAGAAUUCGUUUUUUUUUUUGUCCUGCUUAGGAAUUUAAUUUGAAUGUCAGAGUUUUAUGUUCCUUAGGUGAGAAGAGAGAGACACCUAAUGUCCUCAUUGUGGAGCAUUACUCAGGAAGAAAGCCUGUUACCCAGCAGGUCCCUAAAUGUCUGAUAUGCUGACUGUGCACAUUGGUGGCCUCUUAUGCAUGCGUUAACACCAACUUCUCUUUUAAUUGUGUCUCAACAUACAUUCGGUUCACUCUGGUAAGUUUCUCCUUUUUGUGGGCAUCUCUGAGCACUUUAUUGCACCAGGAAAGAGACAACAAUCCUGAGUCCGCCAGUGUCGGCCUCUUAUUUCAGACACAACAUAAAAUAAAAAACAACAGAAACCUUUACCGCUGUUAAUGAAAUUUGAUGAGUUCAGGGCUGCUCUUUUAAAUUAUGUAAAGUGUUGUGCAUCCAUCUUUAAACGUAUUUCUGUCCAAAAAACACAUUCUGACGUCAGAUCUGUUGUGUUUUACAAAAGCUUCUGUUAAACAAAGCUUCGUUGUUUAGCCGAACUCACCUUGAAUGUAAGUCAAUUUUUGUUGGAUAUUGUUGGCAGUUCUAGUUUAUAUUAUCAGUGUCUUGGUAGGUUCAUUCUUUUGAGCAACAUUUUGUUUUACACAAGAUGGGUUGUUGAAACUAGACACACUUAAGUGUUAAAAAGUGACACGAGUGUUAAUAGCAACUCAUCCUGUGUCACCUCUUUACAAGUGAAGAAAUAAAAACCCAUUGCCAGUCCGUAAAAAUGAUCUUCUGAUGUAAAGAUGUCACCAGUUGAGCCAGGUAAAGUCAACGCCCUGCGUUGUCCUGUCUUUUUGUAAUUCAUCAGCCUCCGCAGGAACUGAACCAGAACCAGCCUUCUGAAGCUGAUUUAGAUGGAUAGUUUCCGAGCUGAGGUUCUGUUAAAAGAUCAUGAGCAUUUAAUAAUCUUACAGAUUAGUUCCUCCAGGAGCUUUAAACUGGCAGCUGGUCUGGGCACAGCCAGGACCAAAGCCAAUUUACCCCAUCUUAAAAUAACUACAAUUGUUUUUUAAAUUAAAAGCGGCUCUUAUGAACUCUAUUUUACAAACCAUUCAGCUACUAUUAUGUGCGUAUUAAAUUCUUGUGCUAGAAGUUAAUUAUUAUUGACAUUAGAGAGCAGAAAAGAGCAUGAUGUGGAACAUGUUCUGCAGAGCAAAGCGUGUUAAAUAUCCCACCAAUUUAACCAACCGAUUGAAAAGGUUUGAGAAUGUAAACAUCAGCAAGAACGCAUUGCGGUAAUGUUUCUGUUUUUUACACGGAAUUACUAUUACGCCAGAAAAAGUUAUAAUUUCCAGAAACGUUCUGACCAAUAAUCAUCAGUUGUACACUGUAUGCGGCUUUGGUCAUAAGUUUUAAACAACAACAAAAACCAAAUUUUUUGUAAAACAGCAUUUGUACGUGUUUGCAUUUGUCCACUUUGAACAUUUUUGAAGGCCUUUUUAAGCUGGAGGAAAUCCACUUAGUUCAUGGUCCUCCUCAGACUAGCCAAAACUGAUCUGUUUCCUACUGUUUGGUUAAUAACGGCUCAUAACCUAAAGUCUACUAUGUGAGAAAAGAGUCAAACAUCUAAAUCUAUUGCAACCUUAAAGACUAAGACUUCAAUACAAUUUGUCUUUGAUUUCCUUCUUUUUUGAAUUGCAGAUGUUAAAGAUUAUUUAAAACAAACAAGCCUUAUUUCCUCAACAAAAAAGUUGUGAUUUUUCUUGUUUUGACGGUAUUUUUUUAAAUAUAAGAGACUGUUUUAGCAGUUGUAGUAUUAUUACGUCGGCAGACCAGUAAUACUGACUUCCAGCUGCUUUCCUGAUCUCAACAAAGCAUUUAGAGCCAAGACAUCCUGAUCAGAAACUAACCUUCACCUCUUCUUAUUUUGAAUACCAGAAGAAAUCACAAAAUUACUUAAACUAUAACCAACCAGUUUUUAAAAUGCAAACCAAAGUCAAAAACCUUUCUAUAUUUUCAUAACAUUAUCAACGAUGUACAUUAAAGUGAAGCACUUAAGGAAGGAACAAAAUCAUGAUAUAAAGGCAACCAAACCUUUCACCUAAAGCUGCUGAAGAAAGAUAUUUGGAUCAUUAAAUCAGUCUGGACCUUUAAAUAAAACACCAUGCAUUACAGAGACCGUUUGUGUUUGGUUUAUGAUUUCAGUUUCCUGCAUAAGGACGUUUGCUACGGGUAUGAAAAGACUGGAAAUGCUCCUAUCAGGAUGAUUUGAAAAAAUAAAACUACUACUACUAAUAACAAUAUAAAUAAUAUUAAAUAUGUACAACACAAUGCAUUAGAAACUAAAGGGAUCUUUAAGAAAAAAAACCACUGGCUGACAAAACAGAGAGACAGGCGGAGAAAGGAGGAAACUCAUCUGGAGGAAUGGAAACACGUAUCAAACUUUUAUAUGCAGGCAAAAUCAUUUUAAAUGCACUGCAAACACUCAUACACGUUUUUCUUUAAGUCAGAGAGUUCUUAAAUAAGUUAGUUUGUAUAAGAGCUACUAAAGAGUGUGUGUGGGUGUGUAUUUCUGUGCAGUAAAUGUGCAGCGACAUGGCCUGGGAAAGACCUCCAGCUGUCUAGACAAAAACCAAACACACACAACCACGCAUACGCAGCAGCCUAAACAAACUACUUUAAGAGCCAGACACACUUUCAUUCAUUUACCACCCUUUUUUCCCCCUUCUCACUGUGGACCACAAAAGGUACAGCAAAAACAUUUAUCUGACAUACACCUGGUCUGCCUCCACAGUGCCCUCUCUUCUCCUCCUGUCUCAGUGAGCUCUUCCUGUUCCCAAGAGAUGCCCACUGUCCAAUGACAGAGCUCCUUUCCAAGAAGGCCCUCUCUGCCAUUGGCCGACCGAGUUUGGGUCUCUGUUGAAAUGUCUGUCGUUUGUUAUUGUUGCUAUGUCGUACGUAAGUGUGCCUGCCUGCGCUGAGACGGGUUAAAUGUGAGCGGCCUGUGUGGGCUGUCAAUCAUCCCCGGUCGCGCUGUCUCAGACUAUGAUGAUGAUGAUGUUUGGAUGAUGGUGAUGAGAUUGAUGAAGACUGAUGAUUUCGAUAGUGAUGCCGCAGAAGAUCGUUGCAAUACAACUACUUUUUGCCUUUUUGAUAUUAGUGAUAUUUUAACGUAGUGUGAUAAAUGUAAGGUUUUGUUUUUAUAAUUAUUGUUAUUAUUCUUGUUUAUCACUUUAGAAAAAAAGAUUUACCUUUAUUUCACUGUUCACACAGUAAACUUUGCAUUUGUAAACUUUGAGAGUGUAAAACUACCUACAGCUAAACACACAAAAGCUGCAGAUCAGUAAGGCAGAAGAGGAAAUCCAUAGCAUGUGCUUCUGUGUUUAAGUGCCCUUUUCAGUUGAAGGUAUUGUUAGUUUUCUUGUUGCUGAACAGCAAAUCUGUGCAUUUGUAUGUUUAUUUUUGGAGUUUCAGUCAUUCCGUUUCUUUUUUUAAUGCAGUAUCAAGAGUGUUUUUUCUUAUCAUUUCCAGAUGCUACAUGUGUGCCUUCUGGUGUCCAGUGUGAAAAAAGACAUGUUUAACAAUACAUUACUGUUGCCUUUUGACUUUUUACCUAACACAGCCUGGAACAUUGAACAACCAUGGCUGUGAUGUAAGAAAACCCUUCAGGAAAAGGGAGGGAACAUGUUAGAGUUUUGUAAGAAAACACUAUUUUCAUAACAGAGCAGCAAAAUCAAAAGCUGUAUUCUGAAUUAUUUAAACUCCAUUUUUCUUCACCUGAUAAUUAAGGACAACAUUAACCCAGAAACAAACUGUUCUGGAAGCACUUAUGUGUCAUUAACACAAGGUUACUGAAGAAGAUGAAAGUUUUCCCCCUAUUUUGUGUUUUCUCUCACGCUGCAGUGUUGUAUGCUUCUCUGCUCUCUGAAUCAGCGCUGCGCUGGCACCUCUUCCUCUGACAAUGUUGUAGAAAACAAAAUGUGCGAUAGCACUCUUUUUGUUGCAGUAUGUGAUGUGUUCAUAUUUAAAUAAACCUCUGUAUCUCGACUGCGCCACAACGCUUGCGACUGUUGUAGAAGUCUUCCAACUGUUGUGGAGUUUGAUCCCAGAAGCACUUCAGUGAUGUGUGUUGUACAGUAGAUGAGUUUGUUCUGUUCAGGAUUCCUGCACGCAGCUGGUCCAUGUGUAUGAGAAAAGUAAAAUUAAAUGUAAAAACAAAUUAAUCAUUGAAAGUUUUUAGCAUGAACAGAAUCUUUUAACCAUUCCAGGACAGAUCAAGUUGUGAAGUCUGGUGAAGGAACCAUGAUCUGUCAUUGCAGAAAGGUUUCAGGUGUUAAACUCCAGACAGUUUUCUCUCACAGCAUGGGUCACACACUUACAAUAUAUAGAGAUCUAUUUUAUUCUCAAUAAUAACUGCUUAUUUGUGUAUUAAGACAGUUCCUUUUAAUUCAUGUUCACAUUGACGGGUUUAUGUCAUAUUCCCUGCUAAAAGAACUCAACAAUACGUCAUUGUUGUCACAAAACGUGGUAUGAAUCGGACACAUUUCAGUUAGCCUUCAAAUUAACAAAAGUACAAAUAAAAAAUGUUAUAAAUAUA